AAGAUCACAUAUCACAUAUAAAGUGGGAUAGAUAGCGUCAAAAUACAGCAAGUUAUACAAGCAUUUACAUUCUUUUUAGACAUUCGUUGUGGAUGGUAUCUCAUUGAAUCUUUAAAAUCCUGAAGUCAUGGAACUAAUAUACGGCGGUCAACAAUUACGUAAAGAACGAAGCUGCGCAAAAUGCCAUAAAGUGGAGCCGGUUGAAACUUUCAAUAAUCUGGAACCCGGUGAUCAUAUUUCAAUGAAAGGUGAUAUGUUUUCCAAAACAAAAUCUCGAAAUGUAACAAGAUAUCUUUAUACCCAUCAUGCUAUCGUUGAUGAAGUACGACAUACGACUGAUGACGGAAAAGGGGCCAUCGUUCAGGUUUACCAUGUCAUGCCUCCUGCGCCUGAAGGUGACAGUAACCAAGGCAGUAAGUGUGUGCGGAAAGAAACGAAAGCUCUUGAUGUUAAUACUAACGAUAUACAAAAAAUUUCAUAUAAUGAACCUUUUUACGAAAAAAAUGAAAUUAGAGACAGGGCUGAAAAAUUCUACUCCAAUGGAGAAAUUAAUGAUUACAAGGUAAUUUCCAACAACUGCGAACAUUUCUGUCAUAAUUGCAGUACAGGUGAUAAGAGUAGUAACCAGGCUUUACGUUUAUCAGAUGGUUGUAGAUAUGUCAUUGAGAGUGUGUUUUUAAGUGGUCCUAAGUUUUUAAGGAUUUUGUUGAAGAUUCUGAUUUUGAGCACAGAUGAUUUUAUGAGAAAUGUUUACAUAGCCGGGGGUGUACUUGGUUUUCUUCUGUUUGUUUAUUUCCUUUUGGUAAUAAUGCUGAAUACCCAAUGUGCAUUUUUCUUUUGUUAUUCAACAAAAGAAUGUUGUUGCUGUGUACACUCUUCUAAUUGUUGUACAAAUUACCCUCUUUGUAUUUGCCUUAAAUGUUCCUGUUGUCAUGAAUACUCAUCACUGAAUUGCAGUGGUUGUUGUCGUGUCAGUUGUUGUCAACUAAAAAAAGACGAAAAAUGGUAUUGCAAAAUGUGUCAUGACAAAAAGAAAUGUCUGAGGUGUUAUCAAUUUCUAGUGACUUUAGUUUGUCAAGUGGUAGGCUACGCAUUAAUGGUCUGUAUGAUAAAUAAAAAUAUAUCGAAUAGCAUAAUCAUUGGUUCUGGCGUUGGCAUCAGCAUUUUGAACAUAAUUUUGUACAUUUCACUUCCACCAUGUUUGUUUCGAAUAUGUUGUUGUAAAAAGUGUCUCUGUUAGGGAUUUUAUAGGAUUCUUAUGUUCAAGAAAUGUAUUCUUAUUCAACAUUGUUUCACUUUGUCAAAGAUUGUUUGCAAAUUAUUACAAAUUCUUUAAACGAACAAAUUAAGGAUCUUUACAAAGUGUUUUUUUCUUCUUCAUAAUAUUCAUAACCAAGACGAAUGAUCUUUAAAAAAAUAUUACAAAAAUACAUUGUUAUUCUUUAAAUGAUUAGCAGCAAAUCUAAAGCAUUAAAUAGUCGUACAAGCAUGGACUAUGUUAAGUAAAAGUCGGAAAAUCUGCACUAAAUUAUAUUCUUUAAUGUCGUCUUCUUCACUUAAAUGUGAAACCUUUGUUGUGUUAUUAUUAUCAUUAUUAUUAUUAUUGUUAUUAUCAUGUUAAUAUUGUUGUUGUUUCAAAGACAUGUAAUCUUUGAUAAUUUCAAUGUGGUUAUAUACAUGUAUACUGUGUACUGUGUAUACUAAACUAAAAUUGUACUCGGGUGGAAAAUUGGAACAUUUGUGAUAACAGGAUUAGUCGACUUUGUUUUAUCUAAAAUGACACUUGUGUAAUCUACUUGAUAGAAGCUUUGGACUUUGUCAUACAUUAUAAAAUGUUGAAUUUUAAUACAUGUUAUCAAUUUAGAUAUCCAGGUAGAAUACUGAUGGUUCUACUCAGGUACCCAUUCUGGUGGAAAUCAUGGUCAUACUCCAUCACAAAAGCUUAAAAGUUGCCUACCUUUACAGUGUUGGUGCAACAUGAAGCUCAAUCAAACAAAUUUAAUUCAAAUGUUGCUGCUGACGUGUAACAACUUUAUUUAGAAAAUAUGUAUAUGCUAGAUGUAAAUAUACGCCCCAUUCCCCAUCUUAGUUUUGUUGUAUUUUAUAGUCUGUCGCUCGCAUCGAAUCAAGUACUUUUUGUAUAGAAAAAUGUUAAUUAAACCGACGUUAGGGGUCACAGGAGAUGUUUUGUAGUAUUUCAUGAAUUAAUCAAGUCAAACUGGCUCAGAAAUUUUCGUAUAUAUCCGUAUAUUUCUAAUCGUUUUUCGAUCUAAAUUACUGCCUUUGUCUUUGCAUAUAGUUUCAAAAAUGCAAGUAGAAUUUUUUACAUGGAUGCGCUUAAAUUGAAUGCUCAUAUGCACCUUUUAAUGGAAACAUAUUUACUCAGAUUCAUUUAAGUUCAAUUUAUAUUUUCUGUGAGCGAGUUUGUAUAAAUUGUCGAGCGGUCUCUGUCUUUAAUUAUAUCAACUUUAUAAGCAAAAUGCAAGAACAGGCUCAAUCAAACCGAGCCUGUAACAUUUUCAAUUUUGCCGUGUUGGGCUUUCUUUAGGGAUUCUGUAUGUAUCUAUUUUUUGUUAAUAAAAUUAUGUUUUCUUUUGAUAUGAUAUCAUUAUUGAAAAAUACGAUAAAUUGUAUUGACAGGAAUAUAACAGUUUUUGUAUUUUCUGAUCGCAGAUCAGAAAAUUCAAUGCUGACAUUUAAUCUCAGAAACAGAAUUUUCACGACAAACCUAACAACAAGUAGUUCUCAAAACAGCUUAAAACUAGCCAUGUUAAAGAAAGAAAUAUUUUUAUUUUGUUACAAGAAUCAAACAAAUUACAACGCAUUCAAAGUUUAAAAGUAGCGUUGGCUUAUAGAAUUGUCAAAUCACCAAUUACGCGGAUGAA
Messenger RNA from Ruditapes philippinarum (Manila clam), 2885 nucleotides. RefSeq lists its product as uncharacterized. Bases 128 to 1240 code for a protein of 370 amino acids. NCBI's taxonomy places the organism in Eukaryota, Metazoa, Mollusca, Bivalvia, Venerida, Veneridae. The record is from RefSeq and is a predicted model, not a curated record. The transcript is spliced from 2 exons.